Molecule: messenger RNA, 1047 nt
Organism: Auanema sp. JU1783
Lineage: Eukaryota; Metazoa; Nematoda; Chromadorea; Rhabditida; Rhabditidae
Source: the annotation of a GenBank genome assembly
AUGACUGAAUUCUUCGAAUCUGUCGGCGGUGAAGAUUCGCCCAUGAGGCUAAACGGAUCGUCAGCGAGCAGUGCUUCGGUUGCUUCUCGUCUGUACGGUACACGCUCAAGACGUGAUUCACUCGGAUCAGAUCCAGAACUAAUUUCAUUUUCCGAUCAAGAAAUGCAAGAAUCAUACUUAUCACGCGAGAUGAGUAGCAUUUCCAAGCAAAUGCAGGAAAUGCAGGAAAAACAACAACUGGGCGAUGAUGAGAGGACAAGAUUAAAAAUGGAAAACGCCCUCUUAACAGAACGUUUACAUGUAUUAGAAGAGCAAUUACAAGCUACCGAACAAAGAUACAAAGAUCAGCUGCAUGAGGAGAAGUUACGGGCAAAAGAACUUCUGAGUCGGAGCGAGAGAGAAAAGCAGCUGGAGUCAGAGAGUUUAACUCUCAAAUAUCAAAUGAUUGAAAAGGAUUUGCUUAUCUCUAAACGGGAAGCCGAAAAAGCCAGAGAAGAAGUGAAAAAGUUCAAAGAACAGUCGGAAGAGCUGAAAGCUGAUUUGGAUGAUAGCCGUUUAACUAUCGAAGACUUAGAAGAUGAACGAAUCAAAAUGGAGAGGCAGUUCAGAAAAUUCAAAGAAGAAGCAAAGCAAGAUAUUGAUUCUAGUUCCGAAAUGGUAGAAGCACUGACAAUGCAGACAGAAGAGCUUCGCAAGAGAGCUGGUGGUGUCAGACAGGGUUCUAUGGCUGAGCAGAUGCUUGAUUUGGAGGAAGAAUUAGAAGAAGCUAGAGUUACAAUCAGAAAUCUCAAGAAAGAACGAGAUGAUCUCCAAAAUCAAAUGCUAGCCGAGAGCGUUGAACGAGGACAUAACUUACUAGCAGACACACCUUGUCUAGCUGAUGAGCUCAUAGGAGGAGACUCUUCUCAACUCUUAGAAGCUUUACGUGAACAAGAAGUCUGUAAUCAGAAGUUGCGUGUAUAUAUAAACGGCAUUCUUAUGCGAGUAAUCGAGAGACAUCCGGAAAUCCUAGAGGUUGGUUCACACGAAUCCGACUCUUCAAGUUGA